Molecule: messenger RNA, 4321 nt
Organism: Orbicella faveolata
Lineage: Eukaryota; Metazoa; Cnidaria; Anthozoa; Scleractinia; Merulinidae
Biological process (GO): spindle organization
Cellular component (GO): centrosome
Source: RefSeq, a predicted model, not a curated record
UGGAAAAAUGGCGGAUGGAACUUGGAAUGUUUUGUAAAGAGAGACUAGUAGAAGUCGAAGAUCUUCCUGGUCGGGUGUACCAAUUUGUGACGCUCAAACUUUCUUAGGCCCAGUACAAUGAAGGCUUCCAGUACAGCUGAAAGAACUGGUUUAUUCGAUGCUAAUUUUGUUUCACACUUGAGUUCUAGUCAGCAAAUAGGUAAACUGGAAGCAAAGAGGCUAGAAACUAAAUGGAAGAAAAUCUGUGAUCAUGAAAAAAGGAGCAAGGAAAGAAAUAAAGAACUGCUCAAAGAUUUUGAAAGGGUGGAACAACAUGCCGCCUUGUUGGCUGUGAAAACGGAAAGGCUUAAAGCUUACAAGCAACAGUAUGAAAAUUACAUCAACAAGAUGUACCCAAGAUGGAAAGAGGAGCUGGAGAAUCAUAGAUUAAGUGAACUGCAGAACAGAAAUGCCUCCACUGGAAGUGUACAUGCAUCUGGUGCUCCACUCUUAACCUCAUCAUCAACCUUGAGAGCUACUCAUCUAGAACCACACUUUUCUGGAAACACCUUAUCAAGCACACCAGCUCACCCUUCCAGCUCAACAAUGUACAACAGACCUCCUCCACAAACAGGCUACCCAGUCAAUCAACAUCACAGUUAUCGGCAGGAUCCUUACAGUGAGUUCUCUUACCAUGAUUCAUCUCGCAAUCGUGGCAGUAAUCUGCCGCCAUCUGGAUAUUUGGUAUCUGACAGAAGGUGGCAAACCCCAGAAUAUUAUGACUCACAUAGACAUUUUGACAGUAGAGUACAUCAAGGUCAGUUUGCGGCAAAUAGCAGGGAGCCAGAAAAUGUCUAUUACAGGGCCCCAGAUCAUUAUUCUACGUCACCAGGUGGCCCGUUCUAUGAUAGACAACCACCUCAUGGAGAAGUCCCAAGGAAUGUUCCACCAGAUCCUAGAUAUGUGCACCCUGAUAUUGCUCAUGGACAGUCACAAGGAACAAGACCUGCAGCACCUUAUGAGCCCAGGACAGAGUUACAAAGGACAUUCAUAACUCACAGAAACCAACCAGGACCUUAUGAUCAGAAUGGGCAGUAUGCACAUUACCAUGAUGGAAGACAGAACGGCUACAGGGGUUAUGGGAAUCAGAGGCCAGAUGGGUUUGAACCUCAUAGAAUGGAGAGAGGCAUUGUGAGUGGAAGGGAUGCGGCUCAAGUUGACAAGCCUUUUUUGAGUGGUUUUCCAGCAAAAGUUGUCAUGAAUGGUCAGGACUCAAAGCAACUGCCUCCAGAAGCCUACCACGCAAACCAACCAUUUGUCCCCCCUGAAAAACCUUUGGAGAGAAGCAUUCCUGUGUCAGGUUUCCCAGAUCCUUCACCCUCGUCAACAGUUAUUGAGACCACGAUGGAUAUUAGCAAUGCUCACCAUGAUCAUGGAAUGAAGGAAGAUAAAUCUCUUACGACGCCAACGACGUCCGAAGCCACUCCAAACGUGGCGGUAGUGAAACCAGCAAAGGAAAAAGUAGUGAAACAGCAAAGUUUGCCAAGUGAGGAAAUAACUGAGUUGUCAGAAAAAGCCCGAAAGCUUGGCUUAGAGCCUGUAAAGUCAGUAGGGAUUCCACAAGACGGAAACCAGCAGAAUACAGAAAUUGAUUCAGUGGAUGGAAAAGAUGAGGAACCGAAGGAUAAAGUGUCACUGACGCUUCAACAGGCAAAUAAAUUGGGAGAGCAGAGUGAUGAAGAUGAUGAGGAAAGCUUGGAUUUAAGUGACCUUAGUCUUCCAGAUGGGAACAAAGAAGGGCUGUCUUUUAUUCCUUCACAGGAAGAACCUGUUAGGCAUGAGGACAAACAGGAAAAAGUGAAUGCAUCUCGUGGGAAUUCAGAACUCUCCGGUGGUACCAGUAAUCCUGUUGUUGUACCUGACGCUACAAAGAGUGUCACUGAAGACAUUAGUGAGGAUAUCCCAGAAUCUGUGGCUUUGGAUGGUGAUGAGGAUUUAAAUGAUGUUCCUGUCCACGAUGAAAGCGAAGAGACACUCACAAGCGGUGGUGAAAAAGGCGCAGAACAACGCAAGGAGUUUGAAGUUAGCAAAGAUGUAAAUGAUGAAAGGGGAAAGGAUACAAACGAGGUGCUAGCCAAAGAUGAAAUGGAGACAUCUUUACCGAAGACAGAAGAAAAGAGAUCACCAUCAGUGAGUGUGGAUGGUUUCUUGUGUCUUCUGCAAGCCGUUGAUGCUGAUGUGGAGGUGUCGUUCAGCCCGGAGACACUGUAUCAUUCCCCUCGCUGCAGUUCAGAUAUGCGUGAGGAGAUAAUUAGAGCCGCUGAGGUUGGUGAUAGUCUCCAGUCCUUUAACCUAAACACGGUCAGUAUGAUUGUUUUGGAGGAGUUGCCACUUUUGGUGCUCAGUACUCCCGCUGGUUGCCUCAUUCCUGACCAUGUGUUUUCAGAAGGAGCUUCCUGCGAAACAGAGAAAGAGCUAAGAUCCUUCGUGGAAUCUUCGCUGAUUAAACUGUGGAAGGCACUCUUUUCUCAUCUUGUAAAUGUUGUCAAAAACAACGUGAUGAGUGCCGAGCAAGUUGGGAACAUGUUUGGGUCUCUCCUGAUCGCUAAAUCUUCAAAGCAUUGGAAAGAGAGUCAAUUGCUACUGUGCAGAAUCCUUGAAGCUGCAAUCUCAGAUGUCAGCAGUCACUCCGCUUCUCCUCCUCCAUCCCCUAAAGAUCACGAUUUGGAUCUUGAGACUCGGUUUGAAACUGAGGCUGCAAACGAUCAAGAACAUGAUAAAGUGUCAAUUGGUAGUGGUGGUUCUAGUAGUACACUGGGUUCAACUCCGCCUAAAGUUGAGUUAAAUAAAUCCAACGAAGAAAACCGCAAAGCGACACCUGAUCCUACGGUUUCAUACGAGGAUGAUUUUGAGGACGAAGUGCCGCUGACUGAAACUGCUGCGUACCAGAAAAUGAUGAGCAGCGCCCACUCAGAGCCGGACGACGACAUCAGUGAUCUCCUGGGAACGUCUGGACCGCAGAAACAGGACAGCGAGGAUGACGACGACGUUGAGAGGGAACUGGCACGAACCAUCUCCCCACCCGUGACGUCCCCCCGUCAGAGAUCACCAAACAAUUUGAAAAGCGUCAAACAGAAACCGAAGCUCUCUCUGUUUGAAACUGGGACAGAGGGGAAAAACGCUGAAAAAGACUUGGGCGAUAGCUGGGGAGGUUCGUCGCUGAAAUCAGUCAAAUCUGACAUUUCAGAUUCCGAAUCAGUGGUGUCGCCUCCGUUAUCACCGGAUUUUGGUGUUGGAUAUACACCAACUGCUCUCGAAAACAGUGAACAGAGGAACAAACUAGACAAGGAGAACGACAAAAGCGAGCCCAAAUCCGCCAGUGACUCCAAAGCUAAGCGUAAAACAGAUUUUUGGAAUACUUCAGACACUGAAUCCGAAGUGGAUUUACAGCUGAGCACUGGAGGCAUGGACCAAGAUGAUGAUGACUUUGAUUUUUACGGUUAAAUCAGAGGUUUAACCAAUAAGGAACACCAGUCAAGCGAUUUCCUGUCGUUCAAACGUACGCGACGAGAACUCUAUUGUGAUACCACCUUCGUUUAUACAGCGGGUGAAACCUCGCGUUUUUGUGCUUAAUAUUUCGACCAUCUCGAGACAAGAUACUUCAUACAUUGUUAAGUAUAUAUUCGCGCACGCUUUUCAGAAUUUCGAGUUGGUGUACUGGAGGUCGCAAAGUCGUUCUCCCACGCUAUACCUGUGCAUCAUUCUCAGUCCACGCCACGACUUUCUGAAAGCACAGCUGACAUCUCCUAAUUGAGGAAACAGUUAAAGUCCUCUGAAUAUGAGUUUAGGGUCAAGGACAUGGUUAUAAUUAACACAAUUUGUCGACUUUCUCAGUGAAACGGUGUAAAUGUUUCUUCCGCUGCUCAAAACAUUUACGAGGCUAGAUGCUUCGUGGGUAGCCAAUUCUGUUCGUAGAAGUGUGUGUUCAAUCAACAAAAUAAAAUGUUAAACGUACGAUGAAUGCCGCGAGUGUUACAUGUACGACCUAGCACACAGGGCGGGUCAAAAUUACUGCGCGUGCCGUGAAGUUCUCAUCACACUUGCCUCUGCCGAAUACUAUUUACAAACACUGCCUAAAAUUUCAAUAUCCUCUACACUCAAGCCGUCUGGCAGCUGUGCGUAACAGAAGUGUAGCCGGAACCAGCCAGCCUUAGGGCGAAAGUGCGCUCAUUAUCCAACUCAACUGGAACAAAUACAAUAGGACAGUUCCGAUAUAUUAAAAUUCUAACUUGGCUCCGAGGCUUAGGGGAAUAGAACAAAAGAAAUCGCAUCGAGGAUAAGG